GCGGGUUUCGGCAAUCAACUGAUCCAUCCGGAUAAUUCCGUGGAAGAUACCGGCGGUCGCCAGAACAGCUUUUGCCUCAGCAGCCCCACGUAGCAUGGUCGCCUCAGGUCCCGUCCGCGUGCUCACGGAGCGCAUCAUGAGCCGCGGCUUCGAGCCGACGGUCCACCGCAUGAUGGAGCGCGUCAAGGCGACGGUGCGUCGGCAGCCCGGGCUCAUUUCGGUCGAGACCAUGAGCGACACGGACGACCACCACAAGUACAUCGUCAUGUCCGAGUGGCGAAGCCGUCGUGAUUACGAGGCAUGGGAGAAGAGCGAAGACUUCAAGCAGUGCACGGCCAAGAUCCACGAGCUCCUCGACAUGCCGGGCAAGAAGACGCGCAUCUUUGAGCGCCCGAAAGACGACAUCUUUCUCUUGUAAUCGGUCUAUGUUAACAUGCAUACAGUAUACGAUGAUGAUCUGCUGCAGCCGCCGCCUCACGCCUUCUCGUCGUCGUCCU
Molecule: messenger RNA, 497 nt
Organism: Saprolegnia parasitica CBS 223.65
Lineage: Eukaryota; Oomycota; Saprolegniomycetes; Saprolegniales; Saprolegniaceae
Exons: 3
Coding region: 95-418 (107 amino acids)
Source: RefSeq, a predicted model, not a curated record